CUGAGUCAGGCAGGCAGCUGCCGCUAUUAAAACAGCUCCAGCCCUGCACACUUCCUUGCUAGAGUGAGAGCCGCAGCAAAGAUGAAACCAGCGACCUGGUGCUGGCUGAGCUCAGCUGUCCUUGCUGCUUAUGGUUGUUUGGUUGCAGCAAACAAUGAAACAGAAGCAAUGAAGGAGGAACCGGCCAAGGACGUCUGCCCGGUGAGACUAGAGAGCAGAGGGAAAUGCGAGGAGGGGGACGAAUGCCACUACCAGGUGAAACUGCCCCCGCUGACAGUUCAGCUCCCGAAGCAGUACGGCAGGAUGGAGGAGGUGUUCAAAGAAGUCCAGAACCUCAAGGAAAUCGUAAAUAGCCUGAAGAAAUGUUGCCACGACUGCAAACUGCAGGCUGAUGACAACCGAGAGCCGGGCAGAAAUGGACUGUUGUCACCUGGCACAGGAGCUCUGGGAGAGGCUGAUGACAACAGAGUUAGAGAAUUAGAGAGCGAGGUGAACAAGCUGUCCUCUGACCUAAGGAAUACGAAAGAGGAGAUCGACGUGCUUCAGGGUCGCCUGGAGAAGCUGAAUCUUGUCAAUAUGAACAACAUAGAAAAUUAUGUUGACAACAAAGUGGCAAAUCUAACAUUUGUGGUCAACAAUUUGGAUGGCAAAUGUUCAUCCAAGUGUCCCAAUCAAGAAGAAGUACAAUCACAUCCAGUUCAACAUCUACUAUACAAAGAUUGCUCUGAGUACUACACAAUUGGCAAAAGAAGCAGUGAGACCUACAGAGUCACACCGGAUCCCAAAAACAGUAGCUUCGAAGUUUACUGUGACAUGGAGACCAUGGGCGGAGGCUGGACAGUGCUGCAGGCACGUCUCGAUGGAAGCACCAACUUCACCAAAACAUGGCAAGACUACAAAAGAGGCUUUGGAAACCUCAGAAGAGAAUUUUGGCUGGGGAAUGAUAAAAUUCAUCUUCUGACCAAGAGUAAGGAAAUGAUCCUAAGAAUAGAUCUUGAAGAUUUUAACGGUGUCAAACUCUAUGCCUUGUAUGAUCAGUUUUAUGUGGCCAAUGAGUUUCUCAAAUACCGUUUACACGUUGGGAACUAUAACGGCACAGCUGGAGAUGCCUUACGUUUCAGUAAACACUACAACCAUGACAUGAAGUUUUUCACCACCCCAGAUAAAGACAAUGAUCGAUAUCCCUCUGGGAAUUGUGGGCUCUACUACAGUUCAGGCUGGUGGUUUGAUGCAUGUCUUUCUGCAAACUUAAAUGGCAAAUAUUAUCACCAAAAAUACAGAGGUGUUCGUAAUGGGAUUUUCUGGGGCACCUGGCCUGGUAUGAGUGAGGCACAGCCUGGUGGCUACAAGUCCUCCUUCAAAAAGGCCAAAAUGAUGAUCAGACCAAAGCACUUUAAGCCAUAAAUCACUAAUGUUCAUUCCUCUGUGUAUUCAUUACCUAAUAGAGCAAUUAAUUCCUUCAGUACUUUGGAACAUAUUUUGUACUCCUUUUCCACGGCUAAAAAUUUAUCUCUGAGCAGUGGGUUCUUAUGAGACACAGCAUUUGAAAUAAAGCUGAAAAAUAUACAUUUUAAAGGAGUGUUCUGUUACUGUUAUGCUGUUUUACACAUGAGUACUUGCAAGCAAUUGAGAAGAUUGAGAAUUACACAUUAAAUUUACAAUUCUCUCAAUUUCUAUUAAUUGAAAGUUUUCUAUUACUUGCUAUAAUUUAAAAAUAAUUGUUUAAUCAGCAGGCUAGAUUUUACAUAAGCAAUUUGUAUUUUGGCUGUGACAAACACUUCUGAAUAUAUAUCACGCUUUGGGGGCUGCACACAAUUAUUUGGGUGUUUUUUGUUUGUUUGUUUGGUCUCUAAAUACCCUAAUCCUCAUUUUGAGAUAAACUUAGUCAAUUUAUAGCUUUCACUUUGGGCCAGGAAGAGCCUACAGCAUUUUAGUUCCCAGCCAAAGGGAAAUAUAUAUAUAAUUAAAUCUGUUCAUGUACCAUUCAAGAAAUGUAAACUGUUUGUCAUUUAAAAUGUGUUAGCAUAAUGUCACUCCUAAAAGCAUUCAGAAAAUUAAUUUAACCCUAAAGACCAAGGUUUAAAGGUAAUUCAUUCACAGUUUAUAGCUCUUUAGAUGUUUGCUGGUGAAAACUGCUUUAACAUAAAAAUCAUCUUCCUUUGUUCGGUAUGCCCAGUACUUUUUAAUUUAAGAUUUCUCACUACUGUGCGAGACUACUGGUAGGCUUUCUUGUGGAGUAGGUGUGGGUAGGGAAUGAAUGAAGCAUUUAUUUAUAUUCUAUAAUACUCUGAAGGCCAAUUUUAUAUCCAAAGCAAUAGCAGCUUUAAAGCUAAGUUUUAUAGGACAAAUAGAUAAAUCUAUUUGUAAAAAGCAUAUGAAUUUUGAAAUAUAUAGAAUAGCAGUUCAAAUAUUAUAUAUUUUAACCCUAACUGAUGUACUGUUUAUUUUGCUGUCAGGAGAUGCAAAUAUAGGUGUUUAUUUUUUUAACCAAACAAAAGUACCUGGACCUUUUAUAAUGCAUCAAUUAAUUCUGGAAUGCAAGUAUCAUAGUCAAAAGAUUUGUGUUAAAUUUCAUCAUUUAAGAAAGGGAUCAUUUCAGGGAGAACAGCAGUAUUCUGCUGCAUGUCUGAAAAUGCUCUAGCAUAAAAUUUGAAAUAAUACACCAUACUGUAUGUGAAUCAUAGGCAUUCAUUCAGCCUUUAAUUUAUAGUGUCUGUUUCCACUACAGUAACCAAGUUUUCGAAAUAUAUUCACAAGUUCAUGUUUAGUCAUCAUUUGAAAGUAAUGUUGCUUUAGGUAAAAAGUUAAUUUUUCAAAUAUUGCCCUUUAUAGGAAAUUCUAAUAAAAAAGAAGCAAAAUAUUCUUUAAAAAGUAUAUAACAUGUGAAAAUUUCAGGUAAAUAUAAUGAAAACUAAGGUAUUAUGAAUACUUUAAAAACGUUAAAGAGAAAUGCAAAUAGUUAAUUAAGUGAUGACCGAAAUGUAAAAUAUCAUUGUAGAUUUCAAAGGCUGCAUAUCUCGCCAAUAGGACACCAAUUGUUAAUGUUGUAACUGAUUUACUUUUCAUUUCUCUCUCUUUUUUUUCUUUUUUUUAA
Molecule: messenger RNA, 3094 nt
Organism: Rhinolophus ferrumequinum (greater horseshoe bat)
Lineage: Eukaryota; Metazoa; Chordata; Mammalia; Chiroptera; Rhinolophidae
Gene: FGL2
Product: fibrinogen like 2
Exons: 2
Coding region: 82-1404 (440 amino acids)
Source: RefSeq, a predicted model, not a curated record